Episyrphus balteatus (marmalade hoverfly) is the source of this 1421-nucleotide messenger RNA. RefSeq names its product peroxisomal membrane protein PMP34 (gene PMP34). The coding region runs from base 353 to 1267 and encodes 304 amino acids. Gene Ontology annotation, cellular component: peroxisomal membrane. Lineage: Eukaryota; Metazoa; Arthropoda; Insecta; Diptera; Syrphidae. Gene Ontology annotation, molecular function: ADP transmembrane transporter activity; AMP transmembrane transporter activity; coenzyme A transmembrane transporter activity. The transcript has 3 exons. The record is from RefSeq and is a predicted model, not a curated record.
UUCUUUUUAUCUUUUAUUUUUGUUGUUCGUGUUUUUCUAGCGCUAAAAUUGCACUUCAUAAACUUUCUAGUUGUAUGAAAUGAAAACGAACAAAACGCUCAAAGACGAUAGACGCAAAUUAUUUUGUUGUCGGAAAGACAAGUGCAUUUAAAAAAUAAAAAAAAUCUAAUAUAAAAAAAAACAGUAUCACGUAACAUUCAUCAAAUCCAGAUAAUCUUAUCAAAAUACUCGCUCCACAAUAACGUGAUACUGAAAAAAAAAAGAAAUCGUUUUCUAUUUAUGUAUCGAUUUAACAGUAGCGGAGGCGACAUAAAAGAUAUAUUCCAAAAUAAUUUAAUCAAACUGCAAUAACAUGGCGCAAUCUAAAUUAAGUCAAGUAUUUAGUUAUCAAUCCUGGGUACAUGCUGUAUCUGGGGCAACCGGAGGUGUAAUUGCCAUGUCAGUAUUCUAUCCCUUGGACACAGUACGAUCACGAUUACAAGUUGAAAAUACCGAUCGUCGAAAAGCCCUAAACACCUUGCAAGUUAUCCAACAAUUGGUGCGUGAAGAAGGACUUUCAACUCUCUACCGCGGUUUAGUGCCUGUCCUACAAAGUUUAUGCAUUUCAAAUUUCGUUUACUUUUAUGCAUUUCAUAGUUUAAAAGCAUUAAAUGGCAGUACCCAGCAAAGUGCCAUACGUGAUCUAUUGCUAGGAUCGAUAGCUGGAAUAAUCAAUGUCCUAACUACAACACCUUUCUGGGUUGUAAAUACCCGCAUUAAGAUGCGAGGUGUUAGCGGUGUAGUAGAUGAUAAUUCAAAACACUACAAAAAUCUUCUGGAAGGACUAAUGUAUGUUGGCAAGACCGAAGGUAUGGCUGGAUUAUGGUCUGGUACAAUUCCAUCAUUGAUGUUGGUUAUAAAUCCAGCAUUGCAAUUUAUGAUGUAUGAGAUGUUAAAAAGAAGAUUCACCAGUCCCAACGGAGAAACAUCUAGUUUAUCAUAUUUCUUGAUUGGAGCUGCAGCUAAAGCCUUUGCAACUGUCUUAACGUAUCCUUUACAAUUGGUCCAGACUAAACAGCGUCAUCGAUCAAAAUCUGAUGAGUUUGUUGCCAAAAAUGCUGGAACUAUACAAAUGAUUAUGAUGAUAUUGAGACAACAAGGAGCUAAAGGACUAUUUCGUGGAUUAGAAGCAAAAAUUCUACAAACUGUUUUAACUGCAGCUCUUAUGUUUUCCAUAUACGAAAAAGUGGCCAAAGGUGUUAAUGUUGUUUUGGCAAAGAAAUCAUGAAACAAAAGAGAUUCGUUGAAAGAUGUGGUGAUAGUAGUUUAAAAAUAAAACCAAAGGUGUGUGAAAUUAAUUUUUUAAUUCAAAGAUAAGAAAAAAAGAAAAAAUAACAAUAUUAACCAAAGAAUAUACAAAAAUAAAGCUAAGAAUACUUUAA